Messenger RNA from Drosophila sulfurigaster albostrigata, 1536 nucleotides. Its product is annotated as STAM-binding protein-like A. Gene Ontology annotation, biological process: protein K63-linked deubiquitination. Gene Ontology annotation, cellular component: endosome; membrane. Lineage: Eukaryota; Metazoa; Arthropoda; Insecta; Diptera; Drosophilidae. Gene Ontology annotation, molecular function: K63-linked deubiquitinase activity; protein binding; metal-dependent deubiquitinase activity. Bases 138 to 1487 code for a protein of 449 amino acids. The transcript has 5 exons. The record is from RefSeq and is a predicted model, not a curated record.
GCUGUUUUCGCAGUUUUUCCAGCGACGCCAAUACCACCACCUGCGUAAUGAGUAAUUGGUUUACAAUUGUUACAAAAUAACGCCAACUAGCGGUAAACCCAAAGCAAAAGAAGACGCAAAACACAAGGCGAGAACAGAUGAAAAUCAGAGGCAGCCCAACAACAACAAUACGAAUUGAACUCCAACAAGGCAAGCGAGGGACAAGAAAUCUGAUCAGAAGAGGCAACAAAACGUAUUUGCAAAAAAUGUCCAAAUCGGUGAAUAACAUGAAUAUGGCAAUUGUGGAGCCAGCGGAGCGUAUGAAAUAUCUAUCGCAUUGUGGCACCGUCAUCGAGGUGGACAAAAAUAUGGCGGUGACGCGCUAUUAUCGCUCCGGCACCGAAAUGCUGCGCAUGGCGAACGUCUAUCUGAAUGAGGGGAACCAUGAGAACGCCUUCAUACUCUACAUGCGCUACAUGACGCUGUUCAUCGAGAAGAUUCGCCAGCAUCCCGACUACAACAGCGUCAAGGCCGAGGUGAAGGCCAUCAACAAGACCAUCAAGGAGGAGAUUAUGCCCACCACAGAGAAGCUGCGCAACAAGCUCCUCACGCAGUAUCAACGCGAAUACGAACAGUUCCUGGCCAGCAAGGAGGCGGAACGUGUCCGGGAGCAACGGGAACGGGAGGCGAAACAACGGGCAGCGGCAGCUGGAGUUGUGCCAUCGCUGAUUCCCGCCAAUCUACAUGUGCAGAUGGAUGCGAAUAAUCAGCCGACGGCGCCAGAGUUGGGUCUGUUGGAUCAGGUGGUGUAUCCCAAUGAUUUUCCCACUGGCACCAAUCGCAGUCACUUGCCCAGUUCGGGUUUGUUGCUGCCCGGCGUCGACACAGGCGCUGACAGAUCACCCAACACAUCAUCGAAGCCCGCCUUUGAUCGUGGACAGAAGCCGCAAUAUAAUCGCACCGACUCGCUGCUGGCGGGAUCGUUGCGCACAGUCAACGUACCUGCCGACACCAUGGAUGUGUUCCUACAGCUGGCGCAUGCCAACACCUCCAAGAACAUUGAGACUUGCGGCGUCCUCGCCGGCCAUUUGGCCCGCAACGAGCUCUCCAUCACACACAUCAUCACGCCCCAGCAGCAGGGGACACCCGACAGCUGCAACACCAUGCAUGAGGAGCAGAUCUUCGAUGUGCAGGAUCAGAUGCAGCUCAUCACGCUCGGCUGGAUUCAUACUCAUCCCACUCAGACCGCUUUCUUGUCCUCCGUUGACUUGCACACACAUUGCUCCUAUCAGAUGAUGAUGCCUGAAGCAAUUGCCAUCGUCUGUGCACCCAAGUACAAUGCCAAUGGUUUCUUCAUACUUACGCCGCACUAUGGACUAGAUUAUAUUGCACAGUGUCGGCAAACCGGGUUUCAUCCGCAUCCAAAUGAUCCGCCUCUAUUUAUGGACGCAGCGCACAUUAAAAUGGAUUCGCAUGCCAAGAUCAAGGUGAUCGAUUUGCGCAGAUAGUAUGCUGAACUCUUAGUCUGAAACCUCAGCCAAAAGAAAAAAAAAACAA